GGCAAAGGUCACGGUCCGGGUUUGUGGGCCUCACCGGGUAGCCAUGGCGGCGUCCGGGGACCCCACCAGACGGUGGCCGGAGGAGGUGGCGGUGGUGGUGGUGGGCUCGUGCAUGACCGACCUGGUCAGUCUUACUUCUCGUUUGCCAAAAACUGGAGAAACCAUCCACGGGCAUAAAUUUUUUAUUGGCUUUGGAGGAAAAGGUGCCAACCAGUGUGUCCAAGCUGCUAGGCUUGGAGCAAAGACAUCCCUGGUGUGCAAGGUUGGCAAAGAUUCUUUUGGCAAUGAUUAUAUAGAAAACUUAAAACAGAAUGGUAUUUCUACAGAAUUUACAUAUCAGACUAAAGAUGCUGCUACAGGAGCUGCUUCUAUAAUUGUCAAUAAUGAAGGCCAGAAUAUCAUCGUCAUAGUGGCUGGAGCAAAUUUACUUUUGAAUUCUGAAGAUCUGAAGGAGGCAGCCAAUGUCAUUAGCAGAGCCAAAGUAAUGAUCUGCCAACUAGAAAUAACUCCAGCAACUUCUUUGGAAGCCCUGACAAUGGCCCACAGCAAUGGAGUGAAAACAUUGUUCAAUCCAGCUCCCGCCAUGGCUGACCUGGAUCCCAGGUUCUACAUCCUCUCCGAUGUGUUCUGCUGCAAUGAAAGUGAGGCUGAGAUUUUAACAGACCUCACAGUGAGCAACCCCGAAGAUGCUGAAAAGGCUGCCUUAAUCCUUCUACAACGAGGAUGCCAGGUUGUAGUCAUUACAUUAGGAGCUGCAGGAUGUAUGACAUUAUCACAGAAGGAGCCUGUCCCAAAGCACAUCCCCACAGAGACGGUCAAGACUGUGGAUACCACGGGUGCUGGUGACAGUUUUGUGGGAGCCUUGGCCUUCUACCUGGCUUACUACCCAAAUAUGUCCUUUGAAGAAAUGCUGAAGAGGUCCAAUUUCAUCGCCUCAGUCAGCGUGCAAGCUGCAGGGACACAGUCAUCAUAUCCACACAAAAAAGACCUUCCACCUACUCUAUUUUGAUGGCUGCUAGCCCUAAAAUAAAUAUGCCUUGAAAUAAAAAGUGCUUGGGAUGGCUACUCUUAGCUAUCA
Molecule: messenger RNA, 1078 nt
Organism: Perognathus longimembris pacificus (Pacific pocket mouse)
Lineage: Eukaryota; Metazoa; Chordata; Mammalia; Rodentia; Heteromyidae
Gene: Rbks
Product: ribokinase
Exons: 8
Coding region: 44-1009 (321 amino acids)
Biological process (GO): D-ribose metabolic process
Molecular function (GO): ribokinase activity
Source: RefSeq, a predicted model, not a curated record